Pangasianodon hypophthalmus (striped catfish) is the source of this 3824-nucleotide messenger RNA. It is a transcript of the gene cdh16, whose product is annotated as cadherin 16, KSP-cadherin. The transcript has 17 exons. NCBI's taxonomy places the organism in Eukaryota, Metazoa, Chordata, Actinopteri, Siluriformes, Pangasiidae. The coding region runs from base 842 to 3304 and encodes 820 amino acids. Gene Ontology annotation, molecular function: cadherin binding; calcium ion binding. Gene Ontology annotation, biological process: multicellular organism development; cell morphogenesis; cell-cell junction assembly. The record is from RefSeq and is a predicted model, not a curated record. Gene Ontology annotation, cellular component: plasma membrane; catenin complex; adherens junction.
ACCGGGAGUAUCAUUAAAGGAAACAAGGCAGUUAAGAGCUUCUGCAUGAAAUUAAAGAAGUUAAACAUUAAUUCUCUGAGAGUAGACACAGUUCCCUCACCCUUAUGCUUAACCAUUCUGUCUUUGUUGAGGACCCGAGCAGACACUCACCCACUUUUACAAGGUAUGAUUUCUAAAAUUCAUUUGAAAUACUAAGGAUAUAUUUGCAAUAAUAGAUCUACACUAGACAUGCAGGUCUUAUCAGUUCAGCAAUUAACUCAUUUUAUAGGCUUAUAGGCCUUAAGUUUUUGCCACUGUUAAUGCAUAAACUGGCAUACCUGACUUCCAAUUCAGACAUAAUUGGAAAUGAAUUCCUCUUGUGCCAUAAUUAAACAGACUGGAAAUUAGACCUUUAGUUACAAUGAGCAUGUCUGGAAAUCGCCUAUUCAUUCCAAAAUUUAAAGUAAUUAUCUCAACAGAUCCUAACAGCUAUGGGCAUAUAAAACUUGAUUUCCAUUAUCUGAUAAAUGUUUCUUAAAAUAUAAAAUGUUUCCUGCCAGCUUUUAGUCUGUAAUACUCUGCACACUGUAAACUCCACAUUGUAAAUGAGGCUGGUGUUACUUUUAGCACUUAAACCGAAGUUCUGUCUUAGGCAUGUUAGCCAUCUCAGUGUUUACGAAUGUUAUUCUGAUUGGUGAAUCAAAUGAAUUAAAUAGAUUGAUGUUAGUGAGUCUAAAUUCCCAUCACAGGUUUUGACUUGAAAAUGCACACAAAUUAAAAUAAUCUUGCAGUAGAAUAAAAUCCUGCAGAAUGAUGGAAUAUGACUGUUUUGUGUAGCAGACUAUAGGCAACAGUGUGUUCAAUGAAUGAGAUGUCUUCAGGGAUCAAAACACUGAAUCUGGUGCUUUGUCUGUCUAUUUUAUAUGGAGAAGCAGCACACCUUAGGAUUGGUGUUCCAGAAAACUAUGAUGGUAUUUUCCCUUGGUACCUCACCAAGCUGCCUGAUCUACCGCUAACCUAUGCUGAUCUGAUGGUGAGUGGUGACGAUGAGGGGAUUUUUGGAGUAGAGUCAGGCUUCUUGUAUGCCCUAAAACCACUGGACCGGGAGAAGAAGCCAUCAUACUCCCUGCAAGUGUCCUUCACGGCAUCCAUGCACCCGCAGAGCUUUAGUGUAGAGGUGUGCGUCAUUGACAAGAAUGACAACGUGCCCAUGUUCCUGCAAGAGAGCAUGCGAGGCACUGUUCAACUGGGCCUAUUGAAAGGUAUCCCAUUCAUGCAAGUGGGGGCUUUAGACCGUGACGACCGAAACACACCCCAUGCUGAUCUGCGUUUUCGCCUCCUAGACCAGAUGCCUCGAAUCCCGGCCAGUCACAUGUUCCACAUAGAUGCCACUAGUGGGGAGGUGUCUCUCACAGAGGAUGGUGCUUCUGCUCUGGACCCUGAAAUGUGUGGUCGCUAUAAACUUUCAGUGAUGGUCCAGGACAUGGGUGGGAAGGCCAAUGCUUUCUUCUCCACUGGCACUGUGCUGGUGGAGGUGACAGGGAACACGUGGGCUUCACCCGACCCAGUCAGAUUGCAGGAGAACCUACCAGGCCCAUACCCUAUCCCCAUCUCUCAGGUGAAAUGGAGUGGGAGUUUGGUAGAGUACAGCCUUGAGGGAGAGUUUCCAGAGAUGCUUUUCACCAUCAGUAGAGAAGGAGUCAUCUAUCUGAAUGCCCCUCUAGACCGAGAAACCCAAGAUCAGUUCCUGAUCAGCAUAGUAGCAGAGAGGCCAGAUGGCAGAAAGAUCGCAAAGCCAGUAGAGCUGAGGGUCAUGGUGGGAGAUGCCAAUGACAACAGACCGACCUUCCCACAGAUGCAGUACCACACUGUUGUCAAGGAACUCGCACAGAAAGGAACUGAAAUUCUCACAGUCCAGGCGGCUGAUAACGACGACCCCAAAACGGAUAACGUGCGGAUUUUUUACAGAUUGGCAGGGCAGGUACCGGAAAGCCCGCGCCAACUUUUCCGCGUGGACAGAGAUUCCGGGGUGAUCACAGUGCAGGCUGACAAUAUGGAGGGCACGGCACCACAAUACACACUCACAAUCAUCGCUGAGGAUGCUAAAGGGCUGAACAGCUCCUGCACUGUGAUAGUUAAAGUUCUGGAUGAGAACAACAACCCACCUGUCUUCUCUCAGCAUGAGUAUGGCCCAUUUCACUUGGCAGAGGAUGCCCCAGUAGGUACCACUGUGACAGCGGUGGCAGCGUGGGAUGCUGAUGAAUGGGGUGGGGACAGCUGGCUGGUCGACUAUCGACUAGAGUCUGGGAACGAGGAUGAGGUCUUCGCUUUGGUGACGGACAGACAGACUAAUGAGGUCUCUCUUGUCCUCUCUAAGGUGCUGGAUUUUGAGCGAGAGAGUGAGUACAUUCUGGUGCUGAGUGCACAGAACCCUGUGGCUCUGGUGAGGGGGAGGUAUGGUCCUGCAUCCACCGCUACUGUCUCCAUCUUCAUUGAUGACAUCAAUGAGGGCCCUGUUCUGUCACAGAGUCAUUACGAGGUCACUGUCAGAGAGGGCGAGGAGCCAGGACGGGUCAUAGCUACAAUUAGGGCUUAUGACCCCGACUCCCAUCCAAUCAGGUACUCACUGAGAGGGGACACAAAGAAAUAUUUCUCAAUUGGGAAGUACUCAGGAGAGCUAAAGACAGUGCAGGCUUUGGACAGAGAGGAGAACAGUACCUACACCAUGGAGGUGGUGGCUGAGGAUGGACGUAACUCAUCUCUGUCCGCCUCCACGCUUGUGACGGUGCAUAUUCUGGAUGUGAAUGAUAACAGCCCCGUUCUGGUGGGUGAUUACUCCUGGAAGUACCUUUGCACUCCACGCUGGGAAGAACAGGCCCUGGUCCUGGCGUCUCGGGAUAGUGAUGGACCGCAGCAUGGUGGCCGCCUCAAUUUCUCACUCAGCAGCGAUCCCACAGUGCGACGCAACUGGAAACUCACACCCAUCAACGACACUCAUACCAACCUGUCUCUGAAUAUCGACUAUCUGACCCCUGAUGUUUAUACAGUGCCCUUCACCAUCUCAGAUAGCAGCUCUCCUCCCAGAAGCACCUUCAUUAACUUGCCUGUAACUGUGUGCACAUGUAAUGUGAGAGGGAAUUGCCGCACCGCAGCGAAGCAACUUGCAGGGAUGCCCACUAUCCAGUCCACAUUGGGAGUCUUGCUCGGAACUCUGGGAGUUAUAGGGAUCAUACUGAUAGUCAUUUUUGUGAGAUUGUCCUACCAGAAACCUCCACCGACUGGAAAAGCCAAUCAGGAGACAAUGCCUCUCCGUGUCUCACUGUAACUCAUCAGUCAAUUGGAUCCGUUGUUCAGCAUACACUAAUUACACAAAGGCAGCAAUAAGUGUUUCCUCACUAUCAUGCUUUGGUAGACUUUAUAGGUCACAUUUUUUCUUAAUCUUAAUCCUCAUCUUGAAGUACCCUUGCACUGUACAUUUCAUUGGCAUCUUGUACUAAAACCACAUAUUUAACCUUAUGAAGGGUUAAUUAAUGAGCUAAUGAAAAACGUAUAGUGUAGGGUGACCAAAGGUGCAGGACUGUGAAUUACUUCUAUGGACUAUAGGUUGCCUACUGGGACUGUAGACUAGACAGUGCUUAUUGUUAUUUAUAUAUAGUUACAGUCUUCCUACAUUUAGGAUUAGCAGGAUUAUCUAUUGUUUACUUAAUCUGAGCCUGUGCGGUAACUUCACCCUUUUACAAUUGUAUUUAUCUUUUCUAUUUACUUUUAUACUUCAUCUUGAUAAAAAAAAACACUUUAUAUUUAAAUGGAUAAUCACACAUUUAAUUAAUUUACACCUUUCACUG